GCGGGAAUCAUUUUUGGCUCUCAAAGCCACGUUAUUAUCUGCGGAGGUCUUGGGCAUAUAUGACCCGCUUUUGCCUACACGCGUCACUACGGAUGCGUCCGACUAUGGCAUUGGUGUCGUCCUCGAGCAACACGAUUGGCGUGGACCGACACCCGGUCGAGUAUUUCCGCAAGAAAGUGCCCGCCGUGCACUCCAUUGACGAUGCACGCAAGAAGGAGCUCCUCGCCUUCAUUCACGCGCUCAAGCAGUGGCGACACUUCCUCCUUGGCCGAAGCCAAUUCCGAUGGGUAACGGACAACAUUUCGUUGGUCUUUUACAAGACCCAAGACACCGUCAACAGCACCAUCGCUCGAUGGAUGGCUUUCAUCGACCAGUUCGACUUCUUUCCCGAUCACAUUCCGGGGAAGUCGAACCGUUUUGUGGAUGCUCUUUCACGACGUCCGGAUCAUUGUACCGCGGUCUAUUCAACCUUCGAGAUCGACAACGACCCGCGGGACAGCUUCAUCCGCGGCUACCAAGCCGACCCCGAGUUUGGCGACAAGUACGCGAAUUGCUCCUCUCCUAAUCCGGCGCCUUCUCACUACCGGAUCCAAGAGGGGUACUCGCUUGUCCACACAGGGGGAAGGACCUUCUUUAUGUACUGAGUGACCCUCACUUGCGUACACGGCUUCUUGGCAAGUUCCACGAUGCUCCCGCCACCGGACACUUUGGAGUCAAUCGCACGA
Messenger RNA from Chara braunii, 725 nucleotides. NCBI's taxonomy places the organism in Eukaryota, Viridiplantae, Streptophyta, Charophyceae, Charales, Characeae. The record is from the annotation of a GenBank genome assembly.